UCGGAUCAUCUUGACACCCGGAACGAGCCGCGCCGGGCCAUGGCGCCGAUGGCGCAUGUGGAGCUCCUCUUCGCCUCGCAGACAGGCACUGCAGAGGAGACCGCCUGGGAGCUGGCGAGGGAGGGCCGGCGCAAGGGCUUCCUCAUGGAGCCCUGUGCGCUGGAUGACCUGCGCCUGGAGGAGUUGUGCAAAGUCCGGCUUGCAGUCUUCGUCGUCUCUACCACCGGCCAAGGCGACCCGCCAAUGAACAUGCGCCGGCUUUGGCAAGAGCUGCUGUGUGCCACCCUGCCGGCUACGCUGUUGCAGGGCCUCAGCUUCACUGUCUUUGGCCUCGGGGACACCCGCUACCGCGAGUUCAACUACGCCGCGCGGAAGCUCUUCGUGCGGCUUCAGGGCUUGGGCGCCACGGCCUUCUGGCGCCUGGGCCUGGGAGAUGACCAGCACGACUUCGGCAUGGAGCAAGAGCUUGAUCCUUGGUCCGAAGGCAUGUGGGCUGCCCUGGCGGAGAAGCUGCCUCCCGCGGCCGAAUCAGACGCCGAGGUUCGUUACGAGGUUGAGGAGAUGGAGCAGAGCACAAAUGGACAUACGCCUCCUGUGGAGCUGCCGGAGGAUAGUUUUUGGUCCGAGCUGCUUGCCAAGCGCAGCCUCCUCUCCGCCGAGGAGGAGGAUGUGCCAGAUGUAUGGAACUUCCGGCUCAGGCUCCCACCCGACCAACACUAUUUGGCCGGGGACGUUUUAGUGGUAUGGCCCGAGAUGGACUCUGUCCUGGUGCGCCGCUUUGUGGUGGACACCUUGGAGCGCUCGCUCACGGACUGCAUCCGAAUUCGGCCCAAGUGCUCCUCAUCCUCGAGCCCCUUCCCCUCGAGGGCCCUCACGCUGGAGGAAGUCUUCAGCCGCUACGUGGACGUCUCUGCGAUGCCGAGCCGACAUUUCUUCCAUGUGCUGUCUCAGCACACCCCGGAUGAGCUGCACAAGAAGAAGCUGAGCGAGUUCGCUUCACGCACGCUGGAAGCCAAAGAUGCACUCUACGAGUAUUGCAAGCGUGAGCGCCGAUCAGCGGCAGAGGUCAUGUGGGACUUCUGGACGGCGCGGCCGCCUCUGGCGGAGCUGCUUAGUGCUUUGCCGCUGCUUCGGCCACGGCGAUACUCCAUCGCCUCUAGCCCGAAGUGGGCUGGGCCCGGCAGAGCAGUGGGCGCCUGGUCGCUGACCCAGCGGCCCUUCUGGAUGCCCUUGGAGGUCUCUCCUAGCCGCGCCUUGCCGCGGAUGCUGGCGGACCUUUGGGGCGAACAUGGCCUGUCGGAGGAUCUUGAUCUCUGCGUGGGCAUCGUGGACUCCGUGACCAGGAGCAACCGCCAGGUGAAGGGCCUUUGCAGUAACUUCCUGAAGAAUGCGGCCGUGGGCUCGCGCCUGCGCUGCUCUCUGGAGCGCGGGACGCUGCAGUUGCCGGCCUUAGAGGUGCCUCUUAUCAUGGUGUGCCCGGGAACUGGGCUUUCACCUUGCCGGGCGCUGGUGCAAGCGAGGCACCGGCAAGUGCAGUCCAAUCCCCUCCAGCGGCCGAAGGAUCUGAUGUUCCUGGGCUUCCGGCAUCAGCGUGCCGACUUCCUCUACGGCGAGGAGUGGGACACCUUCGAGGCGUGGCUCUCGGUGCAGGUGGCCUUCUCCCGGGAUCACGAGGACAAGAAGGUCUACGUGCAAGACUUGAUCGAAGAGCAGGGGCCACAUGUGCGGCGCUUGCUUGCAGAGAACUCCGCCGCGGAGGGCUCCGCGUUUUCCACGCGGAGUUGGAGUUGGCAUGGUGACGCGGGGGCAGUGAUCUUCGUGUGCGGUCGCUCCCACCCAAUGCCCUCCCAAGUCUUUGACGCUUUCGUGGAGGUCCUGCAGCAUGGAGGCAUGACUGCGGAGGCUGCCACGCAAAGGCUGCGCCUGAUGCAACGCACACAGCGCUACAUUUGCGACACCUGGGGCUGAGGGAUGGCAUGUUGUCCUCCGCGCUUACUGGGUGCUAAAUAGCACGUUCAUCAUGUUCCUCGAUGGCCGCAGCAAAACGCCUCUUGCA
Messenger RNA from Effrenium voratum, 2056 nucleotides. NCBI's taxonomy places the organism in Eukaryota, Dinophyceae, Suessiales, Symbiodiniaceae. The record is from the annotation of a GenBank genome assembly.